GGUGCUGUCGUUCCCACAGGAUGUCGUUCAGGGACAAGGGCGUGAGGAAGGCGUGUUGGGACUCCAGGGACCGCUAUUGGGCCUGCCUUGACCUGCCCGACCUUCACCGUGACCACUGCAUGGAGCUACGACGUCUCUACGAGAUGGCCUGCCCCGGACACUGGGUGAAGCACUUUGAUCGGAAAAGACAAUAUAUGGAGUUCAAGGAGCGGAUACACUCGGUAGGACUCCGGGAGGGGACCACAGCGGGCGUCUCGCCGCGGCCCGCCCUUGACACUCCGCUGGUCAGGAGACACCGUAUCUACAGCGAGGUGGUCUUCACCUAGCACACACCCCCCUACCCUUCCUCCUCUACCACCUGCACCAGGGCCAACCCUCACCUACGCUUUGAAUCGGGUUCAUUCGCCACCUAUUGUCGGGUUCAGUCACCACACCAAGAAAGAUUCACCCGAAAGUCAUCCUCACCCGCCACUGUGUCGAUGCGCUUCAAGCUUCAGCAAUUGCUUGGACUUAUAAUCGCCUUGUUUCAGGAGGACUUGAAUUAUAUAUGGAGAUUCCUGAACCAUCACUUUGCUGGAGCGACGGCGAUACCGGACGUCAAUAUCGGUGCCGGACUUCUGUACACAUUAGCUGAUCCACACAGCUAUUCAGUUUUUUUCUUAUUGUUGUGGCUUAUAGAGCCAUUCCUAGCUUACGCCGUACGGAUGACCCCUAACUGUCUAGUCGCUUAGUAACUAAGCAACUAGGUAGUCUGACAGCCAAUUAAUUAGCCAGUCCAUCCCAAUAACACUGAGAGGGUCACCUUUCCCAUAACAUUCAGUGGAACAAUUCUCUUUUAGCCUUAGGUGCAGGAUUCAGUCCUUCAGUUACGUAAUUUAGGUUAAUUGGGGGGUUUAUAAGGAUGUUAAUAAUCGUUUACUGUGUUAAACCACCUCAAGUGUGUCAUUUUAACAUUGCAUCUCCACCACAUUGAAAUUUAUCACGUCCCUCUCGCCCUCCCAUCAUCGUUUCUUUUUAAAUCGAGUAUUAUUCUAUAAUAACGUUGGUAGAAUUACCCACAAUAUGUUAGGUAUAAGGACCCAAGUGUAGCUAAUGCGCUAUUUUAUUCUUGCUACGUUUCGCUCUGUAUGAAAAGUAAAAGGACACAAGUGCAACUAAUGUGACAUUUUUUAUUGUGGCAACGUUUCGCUCUCCAGGAGCCACAAUAAAAAUGUCACAUUAGUUGCACUUGUGUCUUUAUACCUAACAUUAUUCUUCUGGUUUGCAGACGAGCCAGAAUUGACAAAGAAAAAGAAUAUCACUUAGGCUUGAUAGGUGAUAGUAUUGAAGGUUAAGACACAUGUGCAACAUCUGGAUAUCUUUAUUGCAAACAUUUCGCCAUCCAGUGACUUUAUCAAUACAGAUUCUAGGACAUACUUAGAAGACAGUAGAACUAUAUACAAAAGAUGAGGUAAUCAUUCCCUCAGCCUUGGAGUUAGUGUUAACAGCAUCAUGGUCAUUAUCAGUCAUUACCCGGUAAUGACCUGAUAAUGACCUGUGCUCAGAUACACCACGAAGAAGCGGGAGAAUAACAAAGGAAACUUGGCUGACCCAGCCCGGGUAUCAGGGACGAUCCCUUCGUGGGGAAGAGGGAGACCUGACGCUAGUGGAGGACUCUUUAUCCAAGGGGUUGGAGUCACCCCUCCCCUUCCUCGGAGUAACCCUGACUGCUGCCCAUUAUCCAAAUUCUAUAUGACCUCCUGCAGGGAUGCUGCUUCCUCGUGAAUGUGUUGAUAAUACACUCAUUGACUGGAUUAAUUUUAGGUCAUGUUAGGCUUGAUUAAGUCAUGUUAGGUUUGGUUAGGUCAUAUUAGGUUUGGUUAGGUCAUGUUAGGUUUGGUUAGGUCAUGUUAGGUUUGGUUAGGUCAUGUUAGGUUUGGUUAGGCCAUGUUAGGUUAGGUUACACCAUUCUAUUGUUGGUUAGGACAUUUUCAGAUUAGGUUAGGUUUGGUUAGGUUGGAUUACGUUAUGUCAGCUUAGGUUACAAUAUUUUACGUUAUAUAAUGUCAUUUUAAGUAGGUUAAGUUAGGUUAGUUUACGUUACGUUGCUGUGCGCUAUAUUAUGUACGUUCAAGUAGGUUGGGAUAGGCUAGGUCAUGGCACAUCAAGUUAGGUUAGAUCAGGUAACGUUAGGAUAGGUUAGGUCAAAUCAUUGGGAUAGGUUAAGUUAGGUUAGGUCGGGCCUUGUUAGAUUCAGUUAAAUUAGGUCAGGUCAGGUGUUAUCACCUUAGGUUUAGUUAGAUUAGGUCAGGUCACCCUAACUAACAGUAAAUAACUGAUAUAAUUAAGUAGUUCUUAAAGAUAACAUUACCAGAGAGCAACGCCAAGAGAGUAAAUAUAUGAGGCUGUGUCAUAUUCUCUGGGAAGUGCUAAACCCUUGUAGGUCAGUCAGUGAUGAAAGUUAAGACACAUGUGCAACAUCUGGUUAUCUUUAUUAUAGACGUUUCACCAUCCAGUGGCUUCAUCAAUACAAAUUCUAGGACAUAACUAGAAGACAGUAGAACUAUAUACAUAAAAUGAGGUAAUCAGUCCCUCAGCUUUGGAGUUGGUGUGAAGAGCACCGUGGUUGUGGAGAUUCUGGAGCACAGGCAAGGAGGCUGGCGCUUAUAUAGGCGUCAGUGGAUAGGGACGUGUAGCAGACGAGGGCAUUGUCAUUGGUAGGCGGGAUUUCUCAAUGGAAGUAGUCAUACCCAAGGAGUGGUGGAGGCUCGGUCCUCCGUCCACACAUCGCUGCCCUCCAGUCUCUGAGUAAUUGUAAGAGAUAUUCGUCCAGGGGGAAAUUUGUGUUUAUGGAGUUUAUAUAUUGUAACUAAAUUAAUAUCGGUGUUUCCGUUUCACUCUCGAGUUCUGCCAGUCAGUUUCUAAUACAUUGGGAAAAAAUAGGACAUGUCACCUUAAGACACCUGAUGUCCCUGUUCACCUAGUAGUAAAAUAGGUACCUGGGUGUUAGUCGACUUAUGUGGUUCACAUCCUGGGACGAAAUUGACCUAAUCUGUGGGAAAUGCUCUGCAUAACAAGGGGCUUUCUAAGUAGUACUAUGUCAUUGAUGUCAGCUAUGGUCUGUAUACCUUGUACAUGUACUUGUAGAAAUAUUAUAUUAAUCAGCACACGUCACUGGCAUUACUUGAUGUCUUGAACCAAUCAGCACACGUCACUGGUUGUUAGGUAAGACACAUAUGCAACAGUUAGGUAUCUUUAUUUCGAAAUGUUUCGCCUACACAGUAGGCUUCUUCAGUCGAG
This is a messenger RNA of Cherax quadricarinatus, 3279 nucleotides long. Lineage: Eukaryota; Metazoa; Arthropoda; Malacostraca; Decapoda; Parastacidae. The record is from RefSeq and is a predicted model, not a curated record.